Xenopus tropicalis (tropical clawed frog) is the source of this 720-nucleotide messenger RNA. Its product is annotated as octapeptide-repeat protein T2-like. Lineage: Eukaryota; Metazoa; Chordata; Amphibia; Anura; Pipidae. The record is from RefSeq and is a predicted model, not a curated record. The transcript has a single exon. Bases 1 to 720 code for a protein of 239 amino acids.
AUGAGGGCAGGAAUAAGUAGGUGCAGCGCAGUCAGGGCCGGGAGGUGCAAAGAGCAGUCAGGGCAGGGAGGUGCAGCGCAGUCAGGGCCGGGAGGUGCAAAGAGCAGUCAGGGCCGGGAGGUGCAGCGCAGUCAGAGCCGGGAGGUGCAGCGCAGUCAGGGCCGGGAGGUGCAGCGCAGUCAGAGCCGGGAGGUGCAGCGCAGUCAGGGCAGGGAGGUGCAGCGCAGUCAGGGCAGGGAGGUGCAGCGCAGUCAGGGCCGGGAGGUGCAGCGCAGUCAGAGCCGGGAGGUGCAGCGCAGUCAGGGCAGGGAGGUGCAGCGCAGUCAGGGCAGGGAGGUGCAGCGCAGUCAGGGCCGGGAGGUGCAGCGCAGUCAGGGCCGGGAGGUGCAGCGCAGUCAGGGCAGGGAGGUGCAGCGCAGUCAGGGCAGGGAGGUGCAGCGCAGUCAGGGCCGGGAGGUGCAGCGCAGUCAGGGCAGGGAGGUGCAGCGCAGUCAGGGCAGGGAGGUGCAGCGCAGUCAGGGCAGGGAGGUGCAGCGCAGUCAGGGCCGGGAGGUGCAGCGCAGUCAGGGCCGGGAGGUGCAGCGCAGUCAGGGCAGGGAGGUGCAGCGCAGUCAGGGCCAAAAGUGGGGGCAGCGGAGGAGGGACUUGUCGUACUGGACCCUCUCAAAAGAUGUUUUUUUGCAGGGGGGCCUGAUGCGCCCAAGUUACUCUGUUAAAUAG